AGUAUUGAAAAAUCUCUCAAAGAGAUAUUUUGUAUUUGAAACAUGGUUUUAAAACAACGAAAUUUAUUUUUGUUUAUAGUUUUAAUUUGCCUAAGUAGUAAAUAUUUAAAGCUUACACAGGCAAACUCAAUAUUUCGUUUUGGCUUUGAUUUUGGUUUGAAUUUAAAUGAAAAUUCAUUUAAAACUUCAUUCAAAAUUGGAGAUGAUGAUAAGGAAACAACUACAACUAAAGAUAGCUCUUACUUUACGGAAUCGCCUGCUACAGUAGUAUCACCCAUUUUAACAGAAAUUUGGUCUAAACAAACACAACUGAAUGCCACUGCUUAUGAUAAACUACAAGCGACUCGUCUUGCUGUAACACAAUUGAAAAAUGAAAUUUUAGUUGUGGUGGGUCGCAGUGAUUUCUUAGCGGCGAAAGUCAAACUAAUGACGCGUUAUUUAAACAAAGUAAAUACAGUUUUAGCAACUAACACUGAUGAAGGUGCAAAUUGUUUUCUAAUUUUGCAAGACUAUGUGCAGUUGGUUGAUGAUUUACGUGCGCCGCCUACUAGCGCAGAAGGUGGAGAACGUUCAUUGGAUUAUAUGGUUAUGAAAUUGGGUUUGGAAAAGCAUAAAUUAAUUGAAUUGCAAACGCAAAUUUUACUGGAAGUACUACAGGCUGUGGAAACGUGGGAAACGUAUGUGAAGAAACAACUUGUCGAUGUUGGUACAGUCUAGUUUAAAAGUUAAAUGAAAAUUUUUCUUAUCUCGAAAUUGUAUUGUUGGCUUGUAUUAAGAAAAUUAAAUAAAAAAAAUUAUUUUAAAAAAUUCACGAUAACGUAAA
Molecule: messenger RNA, 823 nt
Organism: Lucilia sericata (common green bottle fly)
Lineage: Eukaryota; Metazoa; Arthropoda; Insecta; Diptera; Calliphoridae
Exons: 2
Coding region: 43-717 (224 amino acids)
Source: RefSeq, a predicted model, not a curated record